Messenger RNA from Trichogramma pretiosum, 434 nucleotides. RefSeq names its product probable splicing factor 3B subunit 5 (gene Sf3b5). The transcript has 3 exons. Gene Ontology annotation, biological process: mRNA splicing, via spliceosome. NCBI's taxonomy places the organism in Eukaryota, Metazoa, Arthropoda, Insecta, Hymenoptera, Trichogrammatidae. Bases 73 to 330 code for a protein of 85 amino acids. The record is from RefSeq and is a predicted model, not a curated record. Gene Ontology annotation, cellular component: U2 snRNP; precatalytic spliceosome.
UCUAGACUAUUGUCUGCUCCACUGCCCGUCGUUUGUUUACUUCAUCAGUACACACGAUCGAACAGUCACAAGAUGGGCGAGAGGUACAACAUUCACAGUCAAUUGGAGCAUCUGCAGUCCAAGUACAUCGGCACGGGUCACGCCGACACGACCAAGUUCGAGUGGCUGGUGAAUCAGCACCGCGACUCGUGCAGCUCCUACAUGGGCCACUACGACCUACUGAACUUCUUCUCGAUCGCCGAGAACGAGGCCAAGGCGCGCGUCAGAUUCAAUCUCAUGGAGAAGAUGCUGCAGCCCUGCGGUCCGCCACCGGAGAAGCCGGAAGAUUAAUUCCAGCGCUCAUAGGUUCCUUCUCUGUAUUAUUUACAUCCAUAGCCUCCAGCUUUUUAUUUACACUCUCGGAUUCUCUGUCUUGUUCCAACGCUUUGUUCACG